This is a messenger RNA of Pediculus humanus corporis (human body louse), 1266 nucleotides long. RefSeq names its product class B secretin-like G-protein coupled receptor GPRmth4, putative. Gene Ontology annotation, molecular function: G protein-coupled receptor activity. Gene Ontology annotation, biological process: G protein-coupled receptor signaling pathway; cell surface receptor signaling pathway. Gene Ontology annotation, cellular component: membrane. Bases 1 to 1266 code for a protein of 421 amino acids. Lineage: Eukaryota; Metazoa; Arthropoda; Insecta; Psocodea; Pediculidae. The transcript has 7 exons. The record is from RefSeq and is a predicted model, not a curated record.
AUGAAAUUAUGCUGUCCGGAAAAUUCAUAUUUAAUUAAUAAUUCUAAUAUUUGUUCGGAUAAUAAAACUCGUUACGAUUUACAUUGCGAAACUGGAGCGUUACUCCUGGAUCCAAACGAUGGUGAUGAUGAUGAUAAAUUUACAAUUGAAUCAAAUGGAAGUUUGAUCAUUUUCAAUGGAGAAGAAAGAAAUCAAGACGAGUUUUGCGUUGGAAAAAUAUUAAAAAACGAUUCGUCGACGUCGUCGAAUUUUGUAGCAUUGGUUUGUUUUCGAGAAAAUGAUUAUAAUUCGUCGUCGUCGGAAGAUUCAAAUUUCAUAUCGAUACUAUUGAGACUUUUCAUGAUAAUAUCAAUAUUAUUCUUAUUGAUAACACUUUACAUAUACGCCAUUUUACCCAAUUUGAGAGAUCUUCAAGGAAAAUGCGUUAUUGCAUUUAUAUGUUGUCUCGUUUCUUCCUAUGUGACUUUGUUUGUCAUACAAACUUUUCCAAAUUCGACGCAAACGACGUGCGUCACGCAAGCUGCCAUUUUAUAUUUUUUCCUAUCGUCUAGUUUUUUUUGGAAUAAUGUGAUAACUUUUAACGUAUGGAAUGCCAUCAGAAGAAAAUCUUCGCCGAAAUUUCAUAAUAAUAAAUUUUUGGGUAUUUUUUACGUGUUAUGGGGUUUUGGAAUUCCUCUCCUUAUGGUUGCCAUUUCCUUCAUCAUGGAAUACAUUCCAGGACGAGAUCACGUGAAGCCACAUUUCGGUGAAACUAAAUGCUGGUUCAAAGGUAAAUUGGAAAGCUGGAGUUAUUUUCACGGUCCCGUAUCGGUUUUACUCGUUUUCAACAGUCUCAUGUUUUGUCAUUCGUCUUGGAUGCUGUGGAAAAGAUGUAGAGAUUCAACAAUUUCGACGAUUCGUUCUUUAAAAUUUAAAUGCGUCAUGUAUUUGAAAUUAUUUUUAUUGAUGGGAGUGACGUGGAUAUUCGAAAUGAUUUCAUAUGCGACAAGUGACAUGUCGGAAUACACAAAAUAUUUGUGGUUGUUGACAGACUGCAUAAAUAGCGCUCAGGGCGUUUUGAUAUUUUUAAUACUUGUCGCAUUCCGACAAAAAGUUAGAUUGGGUUUAUUAAAUAAAAAAUUAUUCGGUAUAAGAUGGCCGCGAUCGUGGGCAAACGAAGAAAUACAAGAAUCUUCGACUUCGAUAUUUAUCAACGACGAUAUGGAAUUGGAAAAACAAAAAACAAAAAUUAUGACAAAUUUUCAAAAAGGAAGCGAUACGGAUUAA